AUGGAGAACAUCAAAGAAACCUCAAUUGAACCAGCUGCAUCUGAGCUUCAAAAGCUCAAGGAUAAAUAUACAGCGGCUGAACAGGAGCAAGUCUUUACCUUCUAUGACACUCUCGACGUAACCGAAAAAGCGUCCCUGUUUUCUCAGCUCUCCAAGUUUGACCCAGAUUAUAUUAAUCAAAUCACCAAGCGUGCCCUCGACUCAGUUAAAACGACUAAUGACAGAGAGAAACUGGAACCUCUUCCAUCUUCUGCUACCGCUAGUAUUCUUGAUUCAGAUUCCAAAGAUAUAGAUAAAUGGCAUGAGCAAGGAUUAAACCUAAUUGCAGAGAAUAAGGUCGGGGUAGUCCUUAUGGCAGGUGGGCAAGGCACACGACUGGGUAGCUCAGAGCCCAAGGGUUGCUUCAACAUUGGAUUGCCCUCCGAAAAAUCAUUAUUCCAGUUACAGGGAGAAAGAAUCUAUAAAUUACAACAAUUGGCCAAGAAACGAGCGGCAAAUGGUAAAGAAGUUGUCAUUCCCUGGUAUAUAAUGACAUCAGGUCCCACCCGUGGGCCAACCGAGAAGUUCCUUAAGGAGCACGAUUACUUCGGCCUCUCAAAAAGUAAUGUAACUGUGUUUGAACAAGGCGUCUUACCUUGCAUAUCAAAUGAUGGCAAAAUAUUGCUUGAGGGCAAGGGCAAAGUAGCAGUAGCGCCAGAUGGGAAUGGAGGUAUUUAUCAAGCAUUAGUCUCGUGCGAGAUAUUGGCUGAUGUUAAAAAACGGGGAAUUGAACAUAUACACGCCUACUGCGUAGAUAACUGUUUGGUCAAAGUUGCGGACCCAGUAUUCAUUGGAUUCUCAUCGAGUAAAAACGCCGAUAUUGCGACGAAAGUCGUAAGGAAAAGAAACGCAACAGAGCCGGUUGGUCUUAUAAUGCUGAAGAACGGCAAGCCAGGUGUUGUUGAGUAUUCUGAGAUCGACCAAGAAAUUGCAGUUGCCAUGGAUCCUAUCCAACCUGGUAUUCUAAAGUUUAGGGCUGGCAAUAUCGUCAAUCAUUAUUAUUCGACACGUUUCCUGAAGACAAUUCCCCAAUGGGCUCAUAAGUUGCCACAUCAUAUCGCUCGCAAGAAGAUUCCAUUCAUAGAUACUUUACAGGGUACUGUUGUAAAACCAGAGAAACCAAAUGGAAUCAAGCUUGAACAGUUUGUUUUUGACUGCUUUCCGAUGCUAGAUUUGUCCAGAUUUGCAUGUCUUGAGGUGAAACGGGAAGAUGAGUUUUCACCCUUGAAAAAUGCUAGGGGAACUGGGGAAGAUGAUCCCGAUACGAGUAAGAAAGACAUUAUGGAUCAGGGUAAAAGAUGGGCCCAGGCAGCUGGAGCCUUGCUAAAAAGUGAAGCCGAGCAAGUCGGCCUUGAGAUUUCCCCCCUUAUCAGCUAUGGCGGAGAAGGACUCGCGGCUCUGCAAGGAAAGUCUAUUUCAAGCUCUUUAUUGGGUGAAAAUCAAAUUUAG
This is a messenger RNA of Blumeria graminis f. sp. triticale, 1488 nucleotides long. NCBI's taxonomy places the organism in Eukaryota, Fungi, Ascomycota, Leotiomycetes, Helotiales, Erysiphaceae. The record is from the annotation of a GenBank genome assembly.